Rhagoletis pomonella (apple maggot) is the source of this 2379-nucleotide messenger RNA. RefSeq names its product serine palmitoyltransferase 2 (gene lace). The transcript has 4 exons. Lineage: Eukaryota; Metazoa; Arthropoda; Insecta; Diptera; Tephritidae. Gene Ontology annotation, molecular function: pyridoxal phosphate binding; serine C-palmitoyltransferase activity. Gene Ontology annotation, cellular component: serine palmitoyltransferase complex. The coding region runs from base 107 to 1810 and encodes 567 amino acids. Gene Ontology annotation, biological process: ceramide biosynthetic process; sphingosine biosynthetic process. The record is from RefSeq and is a predicted model, not a curated record.
ACCCAAAAAGGUUGACUACUGUCUAUACUGUGGUCCCUACGCGCAUUCCUUGUUGGAACUGACCGGGGGCUCCAGAGUAGUGUUUUUUGUUAAUUACUACAGCAAAAUGCUCGAAAAUAUGCUGUCUGAAGUAACAAACAGUGGAAGUGGAAACUGUGAUCCGGCGUCUAUAACAGGGUUUCGUUCGCGCAAAAAUGGCUUCAAGGUUAACGCGAAGGGGGUCAUACCUACUAAAGGUUCCUCAAAGAACUGUAAAGAUAUCCACUAUGUCAAGGCUAAUGAUAACUGCAAUCAGCCACUAAUCACGCCAGCGAAAAAACUUUCAGAGAUUGCUGCGGAACACAUACGCAAGACAUCCUUCGAGGAAGUACCUCUUCACACUGCCUGUCUCACAUAUUUAGGCUUCUAUUUGCUUAUGAUUCUUGGUUAUAUAAACCAGUUGCUCUUUGUGCCAAAGGUCGCUAAGGAGGAGAAUCGUGAUGGCUAUGUAACACUCUAUGAUGCCUUUGAGAGUUUCUACUCGCGCUAUGUGUAUCGACGUGUGCGUGAUUGUUGGAAUCGCCCGAUAUGCAGUGUGCCCGCUGCGGAGGUUACUCUCAAAGACCGUGUGACUAACGACUACGGCUGGAGCUUUCAAUUUACUGGAACUGAGACGCUUUGCUUGAAUUUGGGAUCUUAUAAUUAUUUGGGGUUCGCUGAUGCCCAAGGUCCUUGUGCACAGGAUUCCGAAAAUACAGCCCAGGAAAUGGGUUUGGCAAUGACUUCGUCACGAGUUGAGUUAGGCACAACACAACUGCACUUGGACUUGGAGUGUUUGACUGCACGCUAUUUAGGUGUAGAAGAUGCAAUUGUAUUUGGGAUGGGAUUUGCCACGAACGCGCUUAAUUUGCCUUCCCUGAUUUCACCAGGUUGCCUUGUGUUAAGCGAUGAAAAGAACCAUGCCUCGAUCAUUUUGGGUCUACGGCUAUCGGGAGCCACAACGAAGGUGUUUAAGCACAACAAUAUGAGCGAUUUGGAGCGGCUGCUUCGAUAUAAUGUGGUCCAUGGCAAUCCGAAAGAGAGAGGCAAACCCUGGAAGAAGAUAAUGAUUUUGGUGGAAGGUGUGUUCAGUAUGGAGGGCUCCGUCGUGCGUUUGCCAGAGAUUAUUGCUCUUAAAAAGAAAUACAAAGCUUACUUGUAUUUAGAUGAAGCACACAGUAUUGGCGCCAUGGGCCCGAAUGGAGGUGGUGCUGUUGAUUACUUUGGCGUGGAUCCUAAGGAUGUAGAUAUACUGAUGGGCACUUUCACGAAGAGUUUCGGUAGCGCUGGAGGCUAUUUAGCCGGUUCGAAGCAACUAAUUGACUUUUUGCGCACAAACAGUCAUGCACAUUGUUAUGCCAGUAGCAUGUCACCUCCCAUUGCUCAGCAGAUUUACACUUCGAUGAGCAUUAUAAUGGGACAGGAUGGCACCGAUACUGGUCGUAGGAAGAUCAAUCAGUUGGCGCGGAAUACACGCUAUUUCCGUCGCCGUUUGGCACAAAUGGGUGUUAUCACUUAUGGGCACGAGGAUUCGCCUGUGGUACCCAUGUUGGUGUACUUGUUUUCGAAAAUAGGUGCCGUUGUGCGCACAUUGACAACACGCCAUAUCGCCGUUGUUGGUGUCGGGUUUCCAGCAACACCAAUAAUGGAGGGGCGUAUACGCUACUGCCUUUCAGCAGCACACACCAAAGAACAAUUAGACUAUGCACUUGAAGUCAUCGAUGAGAUAAGUGACACGCUAGGCCUAAAAUACUCGCGAAAACCACGCGAACCUAACCCCAUUGAGUAUUGAAGAAACAAAAUCACCGCGUAUAUAACCCGCAAGCAAAGAUAUUAUUCAGUCCUGGUGAAAAAAGCGCACGAGUAACUGCAUACAAAUUAUGUGUAUAAAGUAAUUUAGUAAAUGGUUGUAAUAAGAUUAACCCAUUAUGAGCUCGGUGAGAAUUAGGAGAUGAAGUUUAAGUAGUUAUUUUGGUGGCUUUUGUAUUCCUUAGUCUAUAUUUACAAUUUACCUAAACAUUUUCAACAUGAAAUCUAUGUAAGCACUUUGGUAAUCUAAAUAGGAAACAAUUUAACAGUUUUAAAGUUAAUUGCGAAAGAUAACUUUUGAACAAUAGUUGCACAAAUAUGUAUGAAUAUUAUUCGUAUGCACUGCCAAGGCGGUUCAAAAUUGAAGCAAAGGCGUUGGAUAUAUUUAUCGCUGUAUGAUAUUGUGCGAGGAUUUUUGUCACUAAAUUCAUCUAUACUAUUUGUUACUUAAACUUACUACGGUGAUUUUUAACGAAAUUUAAUGAAUAGAGAUAUAAUAUCAAAUUUUCUUUCUAACCCUUGAAUAAUUUGAAAAUAAAAAUUAAAAUCUUA